UUUCGUCAAAAAUAUGUCGGUCGUAAUUGUUUAUUUUGCAAACAGUGUCACCGUCGUCACCGAAUUUUGUUGAAUUUUUCUUGAAAUCCUUGGAAGUGCAUUAUUUCCUGUGUAUAUGUACAUUACAUUAAAUUCACGUAGUUUUAUUUUCUAUCUGUAUUGCUGUGACAUGAUACCUACCUACUUAAAAUGGGACAAUUUGAUCAAUUUAAAAUCAAUAAAAGUUGCAGGGAUUUGAAGCAGUACAAAGUAAAAGGGACUAAAAUCUAUUAGCAGUAACUACCAGUAGUUAAUCAUACGAAAAACGUGAAGUUAUGGAAAACAAUUCUCAUUCCGACCUACAAUGCAAGAAAAGAAAGUAUGGACCGAAAAAAGGCUUCUUGUCACGUAUCAGUGUUGAUUCGGAUUCUGUAUCCUGUUCUUCAGCUGAUCAACACAGCCACACUGCAAACAGACUGUCCUAUUCAUUGAAUGGAGAUAAUCAUUCAGAAAAAGGAGUUAACCAAUCUGCCAGAAAUUCUGAACUUCCUUUUAAUCAGUCUUCAAGAAUGCAUUCUGCAGAUGGACAGAAAUAUUCCUUAAAUGUUAGUAACCAGUUUGCAAGAAGACAGUCUGCAGAUGGAAAUAAAACGUUUAUGACAAACGGAGAUGACAAGUCUGUAAAAUUUAAAUUGUUGAACAGUCAUCCUGCAAAAACACAAAAUUCUGCUUUAGGAAGUCAGUAUAUAGACAGUAAUGACCAGGGAUCAAAGAUCUCUGCUUUAGUUAGUCGAAGUUUUUCAACGGGGAGUGAGAUUAUUGAUGGACAAAGUAAGUCAUUGAAACAGCAAAGUUCUGAAAGCAUCUCUACAAUGUCUCUACCUGAGGACCUGCGUUUAAGUUUCUCAGAGAUAGAGGAAGGGUCAUUGCAGCUUGAUGACCUUGACCUUACAUACUCUCCAGCAUCAGGAGGUAACAAUUCUUCAGGUAACUUGUGUAAUAUGGAUCAAGAGAAAUGUUUUGAUCAGGACGGAGACCUGCAGAGGUUUGCUGCAAUUAUUUCAUCAACGUCUGAACAGCAAGCAUCAGACAAGGAAAUAACAGAGAUGACAAAGUUGUCAGAGGAAUUCAUGACAAAGGAAGAUCAGUCAUCAGGAAAAGAGCAGAAUAACGUUGUUGUUAAGUCGGAGAGUAGUAACAGUAAUGCUAAUAUUACGUGGGAUGAUAUUGUACAGUGGGGAGUAAAUGCUCAACAGGUGUCUACAGUUGGCAGCAGUGGUGAAGUACUGAAACAGAAAAAAACAAUUUCUCCAAGACGAUCCAGUAAGAGUAAGCACAUGGAAAAUGUGUCAUGUCAGGUGUGUGGGGACAUGGCUGCAGGCUUCUACUGUGGAGCUUUCAUUUGUGAAGCUUGCAAGAAGUUUUACAUGAGAGCAUACAAACAAGACAAGUUGAAGUAUGUAUGCUUACGAGACAAGAAAUGUAUGAUAACAAAGGAAAGUCGAGUACAGUGUCAGUACUGCAGAUUCCAGAAAUGUGUCACUCUCAACAUGUAUAUACCUAAACAAGGAGAAAGUGAAAUGAGCAAGGACAUGCAGAUGUCGGACAUUCCGUGUCGAGUGUGCUCUGCACCAUCUUCAGGAUUCCACUUUGGAGCUAUAACCUGUGAGGGCUGCAAGGGCUUUUUCCGACGUAUGGCGAAGGAGAGAGAACCUGAAAAAUACCAGUGCAAUAAGAAAGGCCGCUGUGAAAUAAACAUGGUAACGAGAAAUCUUUGUAAAGCUUGUCGUUACAGAUCUUGUAGGGAGGCAGGCAUGUCAGUAGAAGGUAGCAGAAUUGGUCGCCAGCCAAACUCUGUGAAACAUGCUAUUUCCAUGGAGUUAAAGCAAGUGAAACCAGAGGGUGAGUCAGAUGUCGUAACAAAGAUAAAAGAAGAACCGAUAGAUGAAUCAAGCAUUGACUUUCUCAAAGACAGUGAUAAAUCUGAGAGCUUCUCAUUUUGGGAUGAGAAAUCAGAUAAUUCUGUCAAUCAGACUUUGAAUAAUCAAAGCGCAUUAUGUGACAAUCAAGUAAUAAGUUCAGCAAACAUGAAUGUGAAGGAGCCUUCUUUAGAUACACAUACAAGUGUUGGUCAUGUGUCACCUUCAGUUUCAAAUAAUGUUUCAUGGUCGUCGAGUAUUAACAAUGUGAAUAGAAUACCUCCAACAUCUCCAAUAAAUGGAACGUUGCCGAAGCCGAGCCAAACACAUAUGUCUGUAGGAAAUACCAUACACACAAAGGCAGACCCACAGUCAUAUAAUGGGAAACAGAUGACAAACCAACAAAACCAUGUGUCAGUGGGAGGUCAUAUCCAGAGACAUAUGCUUCCUCCACCUCAAAUGUCUGCCGGAGACUUAAACAGGGGUCAGUCCAAUGGACCAUCAGGAAAUUCACUGGUGUUUACACCCAGUCCUGUGACACAGUUCUUUUCAACUGCACCCAGAAAUGAAAAUAAACAGUACGUUAGCUCAAAUCAACAGCCCAGGGAUAACCAAGCAAACCAUAAAGUGCCAGCCCCAAUUGAUACCACACAAAACAUCAACCAGGCCUCAGCUACACCUCAGCCUAUCCUAUACUCCCCAACCAGCACAACUGCCCCACAUGGCAAUAAUGAAGGAAUGGGACAAGGUUCUUUCCAGAACAUGACAGAGUUCAUCAGUAAGAUUAUAGAAGCUGGGAAAUGUCUGCAGUUACUGAACUAUAGGGUUUUUGAUACAGACGUGAAUCCAACAACGUCUAUGAAUGUUGAUGACAUCAAAGCAUUGUUCAAAAGUAAAUACAUGGAUCCUAAGGCUGGUAAUCAUAUCACAUCCAAGGUGGACAUGUCAGUGUUUUCAUCUCGGGAAUCAACCUGGAAUUACAUGAUGACCAAUUUCCAUCAUAAUACCUACAUCACCAUUAGGUUUGCCAAACUUGUACCAGGAUUUAAGACAUUGAGUUUGAAUGAUCAGGUGAAGUUAAUCCAGUCAUCUAUCUACCCAAUAGAACUGCUCAAUAUGUCCAAGGUAUAUGACCCGACAACAAAGAAGUACAACUACUUCACUUACACUAAGGAGGAGGAAAAUAUUAUGAUGGAACAGUUUCCCAUGUUGAGAGUUUUUCAGGAACAUUUUCUACAUGUUGGUGAGAUGGUGACAUCUUUCAAUUUUACGGAUGAGGAAUUCGCAAUAUUGUCAGCAUUACUACUGUUUCCAGCUGAAGCUAAUGGUCUCGAAAAUCCAAAGGCUGUUGAACAAUUGCAAAAUCAGAUUUCUGCUGCAUUACAGGCUUAUGAAGAAAGAGAGUUUCCGGAAGGUUUGACUCGCUAUGGAAUACUUCUGGUGAGAGUUGCUGAGCUUGUUCAGUGUCUUCUACAACACAAUCUCGCUAUUGGUCUUCUGCUUACCCAUAAUCCCACAAUUAAGGUCCCACAACUCUUCCAUGAACUUAUUAUUGAAAGCAUAAAGGAAGGACAGAAACUAUAGCAUUGGUCUUCUCUUGAAUCAGUGGUUUUAUUCAAAAGUUGGAAUUUAUAUUGUAGUUCUAUUCUAAAUAAAUGUAAAAAGCUGAUUGUGCUAUGAUGCUAUUACAAAGUGUGAGUUUUUAUUGUUGGAGAGAUUUCGACAUUGAUACCUCAUAAUCAACAGGCCAGCGACAGACUCAGCAUUUUUUGGAACUGACUAUAAAUACAUACAGUCUAAUUGUAAAUAGAUAUAAUCUGUUUCAAACUUGUUAUUGAAACAAAAAAUGACAUCAUAUGUUCACCUGUUGUGGAAACAGUUACCUCUAAGACGUGAUCAGACACGGCAACUUGUUCUAGGCCUUACAUAUUCAGUUACCAGUGCUAGGCAGCUACAGUGCACUUUAGAUAGGUUUGCCCAGUGUUACAGGCACUAUGGGAAAUAUAUUUUCACUCCAGUUACAACUUAAGGAAUUGAAUUUGUCAGUGUUAUAUACAGGAAAUUAGAGACUAAUUGAAGAAUUUGUUGCAAAAUUUCUUGCAUCAGAAAAAAGUGUCAGUCAAUAAACUUCUGAUCAAAACUUAUUAGCUGACUGUUUAUUGAUAUAACAGUUUUAUACAUAGUGACAUUACAUAAGAUAAGGCAGCGGAAAAGUUCUACAGCUGUAAGUGUUCUUAAAUUUCAUAUUGUAACUGUAACUGAGGUUUGUAACUGAGUGUUUAUGAUAUGAUAUAUAACCUCGGACAGUGAAAAAAGGCGAUGAUGAGACAUUACAUGGUAGAAAUGUUCAGCUUGAAACAUUGGACACAUGUUUUUACACACAUACAUCAGGAUUAAUUUUGUCUUUUUUUAUGGUGUUAACUGAAGUUAUGUGAAUUGUUGAAUGGAAUUUGUGCCUCCAGAGUGGAGGAUUAUUUAACCAUUGUUACUGUUGAGAAAUUCUGCUAAUUUCUUUUUCAACCAGGAACUCGAAGUAACUGCCUCUUUAGUAGACUAUAUGUUACUUCUAAAAGUGAACUGUUACAUGAUUAUUAAACCUGUGAUUGUUAUUGAUAUAUUUAGUGUACUGUCAUUAUUUGUUAUACUGUAGAUCACUUUGAAUUUGCGAGUAUACUUCAUUUCACGAAAAACUGCCAAUAUUCACAUUUUGAAUUACAGUUAAAAGUCAUUAUCUUGAAAUUUUUUAUUUCAAAAUUCUAUAUCUUGAAUACAUUUUCUAGUUCCGUCCCGAAAACACAUGCAAAAAAUAUCAUUUUAAGUCGAAUUUUGGUUUUCUCAAAGAAAAAUGCUCGUUCCCUUGGAAAUCAAGAUACCUAGUUUCAACUGUAAAGUUCUUAAUAAAAGCAUAUUGUUGUUGUGUUUGAAUCCCAUAUUGACAGUACCAUACACAUACCUGUUCGAAAACCUGAAAUCUGAAUUAUGCAUACAAAAUUUUGAUGCUCACAAAUAAGUAGUGAUCUACAGUAAUGCUCUUAUUGUUAAAAAUUUCAUUGUGUUAUUUUUGGAUACAAAGCAUACCUUACUGUAUAAGUGGGUAUGUUUUGAGCUCACAUUUUUCAUAAAGAAAGUAGUCUGCACAAGACAGUAAUUUCAGUUCAGGAUCUUUUUAGUUCACAUGAACUUGUUCCCGGUGAAGUAUUAGUAUAGGUUGAUGAUCUGUAGUCAAUUGUCCUGUGUCAAUAUUUUACUUAAACAUGUUCUGCUCUGAAACUACAGGUCAGAAUUACACCAGUCCUGUCUAGUAGCAUCCUAGCAUGGACCUCUCUCGAGUUUGUUUAAUGGUUCAGCUUGGCCCCUUUUGUGAACCACUUAAUGGAUCUUCACCAUACUUGUUCUUGCACACCGGACAGGCGUUUCCAGUGAUCUUACCCAUGCCAGCAAAACCCAUCUGGCAAACCCCUAUGCUAGAUGACUCUCGUGCUGUUAAUGACAACAAGCAAAUCAUGCAUUGAUAGUAUAUUGUUAUGUAAAAUACGAAAAAAUCGGGUACCUUGAUAGUUUCUCUCCGUUCCUUGUAGUAUAUUUCUCUGUUCAAAAUACAUUAUUUUACGUUAAGAACAAGUCUAGUUACUGCCCAAUGCGCAGGUGCCUUUGGGAUGGAUAUUUCUAUCGGAUGCAUUAUUAAAACACAUGACAGAUAUUAUUAUUCUGUAGCAUCCUUGUAAUGUUCUCUCUUAGGGACUGCCAGAGCUAUAACCUGCAGUAGCUUGGAGCUGUGUUCAUGAAAGGAGAUUCUGUUUCAGUGAUUUUAAUGACUGAUGCCACUGUGACUCUUUAAAUGGAAAAUCUUAUUUAUUUUACACUGUAUUUGAGGACUUUCUGGUAUAUAUACCUUAUCCCAUCUAUAGACUACAGAAUUUUAGUCAGUGAUAUUAUUUUUUUUUGCUGCAUUGUUUUCAUGCUACAUGUAAUUGUUUACAUAUCAAAGUGUGUGUCUUGACACAUUUCUUAGGGUCAUAUCUUCAAGGUCAGAGUCACAGAGCUUAAAAGUCCUGAUUUCCUGUCUUAGUUAUGUAUACGUGCAUUUCGACAUUUAUGUUUUUAGCACUGUUGUUACCAUUUACAAUACAGUGUGUCACAUAUAAAUUCAGGGUCAAAUGGUCAAGGUCAUGUGCAGGGAUCAUCCUAGGUCAAAAUUUUAGGGAGAUUAGUCACUUCUCUCUCCACAGAAUUUAGUGAGAAGUUGAGGAAUUUAAGGAGAAGAAUCGGCCUAGCAUUCAGUUUCCUGCCUAUAUAUAUCCACUUUCUAUAGGUGUAGCUGUAACUUAUAAACAGUAAUUAUUUAAGGAAAUUGAUUUUUGCAUUAUCAUUUUCAUGAAUUUCUAAAUAAAGUAUUAAAUUAGCUAUGAAAAAGUCGCCUUUAAAUUUUUAUCCGAAAUUUACAUGUCCGAAACUCGUAAUUUAACAGGUGCACGAUUAAAACGCCGUGAAAUUUUUCAUUCAUUUUUCGAUUCUCGUGCUUUUAUAAUGCCUGAUUUUUGCAUCAACUUGUUCAGAUUUAUAUAUUUAAUUAAUUAAUUUAUUUAUUUUUUCGAAAAUAAUACCAAACUCGUAGGUAAUGACGAUCUUUUUACAAUAUUUUGUAUGGCAGUUCUGACGUCCGCGAAAUCAUUUUUAGCUCACCUGAGCACGAAGUGCUCAAAGGUGAGCUUUAGUGAUCACCCUGUGUCCGGCGUCCGUCGUCGUCCGUCGUCCGUCCAUCCGUCGUCAACAAUUUGACUGUUAACACUCUAGAGGUCACAUUUUUGACCCAAUCUUAAUGAAACUUGGUCAGAAUGUUACCCUCAAUAAAAUCUUGGACGAGUUCGAUAUUGGGUCAUCUGGGGUCAAAAACUAGGUCAUCAGGUCAAAUCAAAGGAAAAGCUUGUUAACACUCUAGAGGUCACAUUUUUGGCCCAAUCUUAAUGAAACUUGGUCAGAAUGUUACCCUCAAUAAAAUCUUGGACGAGUUCGAUAUUAAGUCAUCUGGGGUCAAAAACUAGGUCAUCAGGUCAAAUCAAAGGAAAAGCUUGUUAACACUCUAGAGGUCACAAUUUUGGCCCAAUCUUAAUGAAACUUGGUCAGGAUGUUACCCUCAAUAAAAUCUUGGACGAGUUCGAUAUUGGGUCAUCUGGGGUCAAAAACUAGGUCAUCAGGUCAAAUCAAAGAAAAAGCUUGUUAACACUCUAGAGGUCACAUUUUUGGCCCAAUCUUAAUGAAACUUGGUCAGAAUGUUACCCUUAAUAAAAUCUUGGACGAGUUCGAUAUUUGGUUAUCUGGGUUCAUAAACUAGGUCACCAGGUCAAAUCAAAGGAAAAGCUUGUUAACACUGUUGAAGCCGCAUUUAUGACUGUAUCUUCAUGAAACUUGGUCAGAUUGUUAAUAUUGAUGAUCUUAAGGUCCAGUUUGAAUCUGGGUCAUGUAGGAUAAAAAACUAGGUCACCAGGCCAAAUCAAAUGAAAAGCUAGUUUACACUAGAGGCCACAUUUAUGACCAUACCUUAAUGAAACUUGGUCAAAUCUUGAUGAUCUAUAGCUCAAGUUCAAAUCUGGGUUAGGUGGGGUCAAAAACUAGGUCACUAGGUCAUAUCAAAGGAAAAGCUUGUUAACACUCUAGAGGCCACAUUUAUGACUAUAUCUUCAUGAAACUUAGUCAGAAUGUUAAACUUGAUGAUCUUUAGGGCAAUUUUGAAUCUGGGUCAUGUCGGGUCAAAAACUAGGUCACCAGGUCAAAUCAAAGGAAAAGCUAAUUAACACUGUAGAGGCCACGUUUAUGACCAUAUCUUAAUGAAACUUGGUCAGAAUGUUAAUCUUGAUAAUCUUUAGGUCAAGUUUAAAUCUGGGUCAGAUGGAGUCAAAAACUAGGUCACUAGGUCAUAUCAAAGGAAAAGCUUGUUAACACUCUAGAGGCCACAUUUUUGACUAUAUCUUCAUGAAACUUAGUCAGAAUGUUAAACUUGAUGGUCUUUAGGUCAAGUUCGAAUCUGGGUCAUGUCGGGUCAAAAACUAGGUCACGGGGGUCAAAUAAAAGGAAUAGUUAGUUAACACUUUAGAGGCCACAUUUAUGACCAUAUCUUAAUGAAACUUGGUCAGAAUGUUAAUCUUGAUGAUCUAUAGGUCAAGUUUAAAUCUGGGUCAGGUGUGUUAAAAAACUAGGUCACUAGGUCAAAUCAAAGGAAAAGCUUGUUAAGACUCUAGAGGCCAGAUUUAUGACUGUAUCUUCAUGAAACUUAAUCAGAAUGUUAAUCUUGAUGAUCUUUAGGUCAAGUUUGAAUCUGGGUCAUGUGGGGGCAAAAACUAGGUCACCGGGUCAAAUCAAAGGAAAAGCUAGUUAACACUUUAGAGGCUACUUUUAUGACCAUAUCUUAAUGAAACUUGGUCAGAAUGUUGAUCUUGAUGAUCUUUAGGUCAAUAGGUCAGGUGAGCGAUACAGGGCCUUCAUGGCCCUCUUGUUUAUCCACAGUACCCGAGCAAUUCAUUUACAGAAAUUGACCGUAAACAUGGUAAUUGAAAUAAAUUUUGAAGUAAUCUUUAAUAAAAUAAAAGAAUGAUAUACAGUUGUUGCAUAAAAGAUCAUGCUCUCGUUAAGUUUAUCGGCUUUUUACAGGCCGAUUGAAAAUUUUCAAAAUGGCGGCGGCUUACAAUAUUAUUGAUUGACACUGUGGAAUAUUAACGCUACGAUUGGCUGAAGUUUGACAGGCGAGUAGGCGGGGUUAACUAUGGAUUUAUCGAUAAUUUAAUCUAGAAUAUGCAUAAAGUUUUACAACUUUAAGUAAACAGAUAAUAACUCGCUAAAAAACUUGGCGAUUCGGAUUUUGCCCGGAGGCGAUAAUUAGGCGAAGUGGCCGACUUUAAAGCGACGAUAUCGCUCAAAUCGCCAUGUAGAAUGAUCCCUGAUGUGAGUGACUUUUACAUUUACAAUAUAGGGCUAAGCAUGGUACACAAUCAUUUUCACAACAGUUAAUGCCUUAUAACUGUAUUGCUCAAUUUUUUAUUUUUAUUGCUUGAUUAAGGUAAAGUUAAUGUAUUCAUUAAGGUGUACAUAUUUAAGACUCACAAAAUCUUACCUUACAUUGUAUGUCCAGCAGUGAAUUAGUUCCUAUAGACCAAACUCUUCCUUUGUUUUAUGUUUCUAAGAAAAAUCUUCACACCAACAGAUCCUUUUUAUUUCGCACACUGAAUGAAAAGUUUUCAAAGAUGACACUGGAGAAAAAAACUUUUGCAAAAACAUAAAAGAAGCAUAAAAUGCAGUUGUAACAGAGUUACAAUUAAUAAAUUUUUAAUAUUUUGAAUUAUUACAUUAAAGUUUCUGUAGUUUCAUCUAUUUUUUAAAUAAAAUUUCUAUUUAUUGUUUUUAUUUUGUACAGAAAAAGAUCGGCAGCUUUUGUUGUUUCAGCACUUUUUAUUUUUACUAACAUAGUUUGGGCAGUGGCUUAAAUUUUAUGUUUCUUCUUAGCUACAUAUUGGACACAGACAUUUUUACAAAGUCUUGUAUUUCAAGUAGUGUUAGUAAAGUGCUAUUUCAUUUUGAUUGUUUUGUAGCGUUUCCAACAUGUUUUGCAUCUACCUGUCCAACAGUGAUAUUUCACUAUUCCUUUUAUGGCAAGUGAUAAAGUCUUUUUGUUAUACAUUCCAUUGCAACGAUACCGGUUUUUAAAAGUUCUUUAAUAAGAAUUGAUGUGGUUAGUCCUAAUAAAAAAAUGGGGGGGGGGCACGAAACUCAAAUUACAGUUACUUAUAAUCAGCCUUAGCAUCUUGUUUCUAUAUUCCUGUAUGUUAUUUUAGUACCGCUGUCAGCUAUUCAUUAUAUUUUACAGUCAUUACCUUUCAGUGCUGUGCAGGGCUAGCAAUGUAAGAUAAAAAAAAUUGGCACAUUGGCACCAGGCUUUAGAAAAAGUAUUUUAAAUGUUGUUGACAGAAAAUAAAAUUUUUGUAUGUUGUCAAACAUGUUGGAAAUUACUUCAUAGAUUUGCAGAGCUUUGUAUUUGUGUUAAAGCCUAUCUCCCCGCUGUGUUAUAUUGCACAAGCUUUACUUUAUUCCCAGUAAAGGUCAUCACUAGGAAAUUUUACAUCACAAGUUAUUAUAAAUACUGAGCAAGAUUUACUAGUCUGAAUACAGUUAACCAUUCUCAACAUUUGGAGUGUGAUCAAGAUCUGCACUGUUUGCCAUUCAGUCAGUAUCUUUUUGGUAAGCACCCCUUUAAACAGUUAAUGAUACUGUCCAAAUUGGAAGAUGGACAAAUUCAUUAUAGAAAUUUAGCAGGGUAAGGGUUAAAGGAGUCUAGAACAUAUUUUUUAUUGGUAAUUAAUGUAAAGUUUUCUAGUACCGUAUUUUGGUGUGUAUAGGUCGCACUUUUUCUACCCAUUUUGCUGCCUGAAAAAGUUCCUGCGACCUAUACGACAGAACAUUGCCAGCAGUUUGUUUUUUUUUCGGGCCAAUUUUCUGACCGUAGCUCUCACAAAAUUAUGUGCAUCUGUUACGAACGAACAAAAUGGAUAAAAAAUAUCAAUAUCGGCGGCUUUUCAGCCAAUAGCGGUUACUUUCAAUAAAAUAUAUUGUAAAUAACCCAUACAGACUAUUAAAAUUACGAAUGACAUUAAUUCAAAGAUGUUUUUGCAGUCUGAAUUAUGUUUGUUUCUACUUUCGUUUUACUGGACGCCACUGACAUGUACUCCGGGUUGGAUAAAAUCUGGACAGAUCCGUCCUCCAUUUCAAACAUUGUUUAUACUAAUUCUUAGCGUAUUAAAAAAUUUGAAAGAUAAUUUUUUACUUUUGAUUUUUAAAUAAAAGAAAAAAAUCCAAACAGAGAUAUUUUGUUAAUCUUUUUACUCAGAAUCAAAAGAACGCUGUUAAUUACAUGACACGGAAAGGUGCUAUAAUUGCUGUGCAAACAAUUCACACUUAAACUUGCAUGAUAACAGAAUGAAAACGCAAACCGUCUGCUGCCAAUUAGUGUCAAAAAGCCGCUUUUCUUUGAUGUAGUCUGUUACCGAUACUACUGUUGGUACGAAACGGUUGGGAACGAAAAUAACACUGUCCGAUUUCCACCAAUCAGGUUCUGAUAAUAAUUCAGUCAGCGGCAUCAAUAUGGCUGCCGCCAUAACUUUUUUGCCGGUAAAUAUUAAAUAUUGCUGGGGAAAAAAUCCGAAAUUUAACUGCGACUAAUACGCUGGAAGUUAAAUUUUCCGACCAUUUCCAGAGCAAAAAUUAGAUGCGGACUAUACAUUACCGCGACCUAUACACACCAAAAUACGGUAAUGACCUUUGUAUGGUGGUAGAAUUACAAAACGUUGUUAUAUUUGAUAUAUAUAUAUAUAUGUGUAUAUUAUAUACUAUUUGUAUAUAUGAAAUGAUUUAUAUAUGUUUUUGUUGUUACAAGAUACUUUAUUGAUAAAUAUAAACUGGUUAUAUAGUUGUUGCUAGAGUAUAUACCUACAUAAAAUUAUAUUGUUUUAUGAAUGUUUUAUCAUCCAGGUGAACAUUUUUUUAUCCUUUCUUCUCACAUAUCUGCUUGCAGUUGUUCUUUUUAUUAUCCCAAUUAUGUUAUUGAAGCCUGUGUGUUUAUUUUAUAUUUACUUUGUAAUAAGGAUGGGAAUGAAGUCUAAAAUUAAUUUUCACGUAUUAAUAUAGAUUAAUCGAAUAAUUUUAUACAAAUGUAGUAGAUUUGCAAUCCAAGUAUUGCUGUCUGAAAUUAUGUAUAGUUAGACUGUUACAAUUUAUAUCAGUGAUAUGAAUUUACUUUUUAAUGUUUGCUGUUGUUAGCAUUUCAAAAUCUUAAUUUUUUAAAAGAAAAUGUUUAAAAUGAUAUAUUUUAGAAGAUAACUGACUAAAUAUUUGCAUUUGUGUGUUAGUGCUGUUACCACGCCCUAUGUAAUUUCAUACACACAAUGGGACUAUUGGUGGUCUUUUGUACAUGAAAAUCAUGUUCUGUGCCCGAGAAGUUCUAACUAUGAAAAUGAUAAAACCAUCAAUGAAAUUUUGAAUUUUGAUAGGGGUUUAAUCGAACAAUCAGAUAUGAUUGUUGUUUUGUCAAAAAUUGAAACAACAAAGUGCAGAUCAGCGUGAAAAGGGAAACUGGCUUCUCUUCUCUGAUACCUUCAUGGCGAUGGAUUCCAUCAGGAAUGAGGUGUCAGGAGUGAUUAAUAUUGUAGAACUUGCUUCACAAUCAACCUAAAAUAAAUUAGCAUAAAAAAUAAAGUGCAGAUAUGUUCUUGAGGUGGGCAUGGGGGAGGCAAAUGUCCUAUAACUUUUUUUUUUACUAUACUGUGUGGAAUUGCUUUACUGUUUUAUGUGCUAAUGUGUUUUGUUUAUAUAUUUUGUAUUGGUGCAGCUUUGCUAUGUUUCAAUCCUUUCAUGUCUGCAUGAUUUUGUUUUGUACAGAUGUUGUCAUUUUUAGUUCCCAGAGGGGCUUUGUGGUUUGACCCCCCAUCAGUCCUUCAUUAAACAAAUUGGGUUCCUGUGACAGCUUUAAAAGUACAAGAUAUUUUUUAAUGAAAUUUGGUACAUGAAUAGGUGACAAUAUGGAGAAUGUGCUCAUCAUUUUUUGUUGCUGUGGCAACAAAUAGUCUGAAAAAAGAUGACAAAAAUGUGGAUUCUACAAUGAGCUUUAAAUUUUAAGAGAUUUUUUAAGAAAUUUGAUAAACAGAAAAAAAUGUAGAAAGCAUUCACAUCAUUUUAUUUUUCACAAAUGGUGGAUGCUAUCAUAACUUUAAAAGUACAAGAGAUCUUUUCAUAAAUCCUAGGACGUAGAAAGCUGUAUGUAGAAUAUACAGGUCAUUGUAUUUUAUCCUUUUAUAUGUCCAUUUGUCCAUCUGUCUGUCCAUCUGUCAGUCACAAAAGAUAGUUCCCUUUGUUAACUUCAAAGAAUAAGAAAUUUUUCAUGAAAGCUGACUUGUUGAUGGUAGGUUAAUUUGAGAACAUGAAAGUUUCACUAUAGCAAAUAUGGUUCCUAUGGUAGCAAAUAUGACAAAUCCCCUUCCUGUAGGGGACUUUUAAUGUAGAAAAUAUUCUUAUUAUGCCCCCACACAUUUAUGUGGGGGGCAUAUAGUGUUGCUGCUGUCUGUACAUCUGUCCAUCCAUAUGUCCCAAAAUCUUGUGCGUCCAACUCCUCUCACACUAUUAGCCAGAUUUUAUUCAAACUUUCACAGAUGAACAAGCUUGAUAAUGUAGAUGACUAUAAAGGAAGAAAUUUUUUCUGUAACUAUUUUUACUGCAGUUAUGGCCCUUUGAUAAUUUUUGCUAUAUGAAAUAUAGAGAAAACUUUUGUGUGUCCAACUCUUUCCACACUAUCUUCGUUUACUGCUUAACUCCUCUUUCGGGUAUUAUUAGCAGAUGAGCAGUCAGUGCAAGGGAAAGAUUUUUACAAAAGUAUUGACAUUGAGAUGUCAGAGUGAGAAAGUGAGACUGAAAAUAGUUAAAAGUGUUAGAUAUACACACAAGAAUAGUAAAAUCGGGUUAAAAAUGCACUUUGCUACAACUAAUUGCAUGUAUUGCAAUUGCAUACUGCCUGCUUGAAAGAUUAGCCUGAUUUGCUUCAAACUUUCACAGAUGAACAAGCUUGAUGUGUAGAUGACCAUGAAAGAAGGACUUUCUUCUGUGAGUAUUUUUACUGCAGUUAUGGCCUUUGAUAGUUUUUGCUAUAUUGAGGAUGGCACAGUAUGUGGGGGCAUCCAUUUCUAGUUUAAAUUGACAUUGUUUGGUUUGCAUUAUGUUAAAUCUUUAAACCUACUACAUUUACACCAUUGUUUUAGUAACUUAGAAUCAUUCAGUUAGAUGUAGUUAUACAAUAGAAAAAAUACAGGUAUUUCGGUAGUAUUCUAAUGCGUUCCUAGGUGGUAAAAGUUAAUCAAAAUUGAAGUGAAACUUUGUAUAAAUACAAUCAGCUUAAGAAAUUCACUUUGAGAUGAUGUUUCUGUUUAGCUGACAUAACAUUUAUGGGUAUUUGUUUUUAGCCAGUUUGAAUCUGUUUACCUACAGAAUGUUUAUAAUAAUAAUUAUCUACAUAUGGUUUCCUGCUUGCUAUACAUAUAUGUAUAUUUAAGUUAACACCUAUACUCUAGCUAGAGUGCUUUAUGUUCUCUGUACUUUGUAUAGAAACUUUGCUCAUUUGUUUUAGUUCAUAAGCUAUCUGCUAAUGUACAUCAUGUUACAGCAGUGAUGUACUUCUGUAAAGUUAACAGCAUUCAAGCCCAGAAAAUGUAACGUAUUUUGGGAUGACCAGCAGAGGCGGUGGGCAACAUCCACAACAAAAGUUGCCGGUUUUCUAACUUGAGUAGUUCUUACCCGGUAUUACCAGACUUGGUCACAGUGUUUAUUGGCAUGGUAUGUUGGUCAAGUUUGAUAACCAGCUGGACACGUCUCUUGAGUUACAGCCAUUUAAAUACUCAACAUAGUGAAAAUUGAGUAGUUGUUCUGUAACUUGAGCAGUUCUUGUCCAGUGUUCACCAAACUGGAUCACAAUGUUUACUGGCUUGAUAUAUUGAUCAGGUUUGUUAACCAUCCAGAUUGUCCCAGUGGCUCUUUCAAUUGUAGACCUUAAAUUACUUAACAUAUGAAAAUUCAUUGUGUCUGCUCAGUUUAUAAACUUUGGAUCAAAGUAGUAAAACUGUUCCUUUGUGCAUGUAUGGUACCAAAUAAUAGCUUGUCACACACCUUUGUUUAUGCUGUUCAGGACCGAAAACAGUAAUACAUCUUGCACAGUAAUACCAUCAAGAGUGCAAAUGAAAGUGAUUUAUUCUGUAAAAUAUGUAACCAACUCAGUGUGUGUUAAUUAAUGACGGGUGUGCUUUGUACCAUGUCAUCUUUAAAGAAUAAUAUUUAAUCAAAAUUUUUGAAGCACUAUUUUCCAUUUAUUCAUUAAAUAUAAUGUAGAUGUGACAUCAGCAUAACCUCAUAGUGAUAUCAGCAUUUCUGGUCAUAUAGGAAUACUUGAAAUACUGAUGGAAAUUUUCAGAGAUUUUGAAAUUAAACUAUUGUUCUUACCCUUCUCAGUGCACUGAUGGCUUCAGAUUUUUUAAAGCACAUUAAAUUUAUUUCUAAUGUUACAGCAGUGGUACAGACCAUUUACCAAACAUUUUAGUUCCAAGUUACUUUUACCUGUACUAACUUUAGUGUAUGUAUAUAUCAUCACUUACAUCAUAGCAGCAUGAUAAACAAGUGCUCUGCCUUAAUUUUAGCUUUUAUUAUAAGAAUUGUUAAAUUUGAAAUUCCAUGAAUGAAUAAAUGUUUAAAACUGUU
Mercenaria mercenaria is the source of this 15173-nucleotide messenger RNA. RefSeq lists its product as uncharacterized. Lineage: Eukaryota; Metazoa; Mollusca; Bivalvia; Venerida; Veneridae. Bases 315 to 3482 code for a protein of 1055 amino acids. Gene Ontology annotation, biological process: cell differentiation; positive regulation of transcription by RNA polymerase II; hormone-mediated signaling pathway. The record is from RefSeq and is a predicted model, not a curated record. The transcript has 12 exons. Gene Ontology annotation, molecular function: RNA polymerase II cis-regulatory region sequence-specific DNA binding; nuclear receptor activity; zinc ion binding.